Messenger RNA from Brachypodium distachyon (stiff brome), 1745 nucleotides. RefSeq lists its product as uncharacterized. The transcript has 10 exons. The coding region runs from base 36 to 1352 and encodes 438 amino acids. The record is from RefSeq and is a predicted model, not a curated record. Gene Ontology annotation, cellular component: cytoplasm. Lineage: Eukaryota; Viridiplantae; Streptophyta; Magnoliopsida; Poales; Poaceae.
UCGGAAGAACAGACGGUGCUGCGGUUGGACAGAGGAUGCGUGCUCCAAUAAACCCCACGAAACCCCCAACCCCAGAGCUCCGCGGCGGCCGCCGCGAAGUUCUCCGAAGCACGUUCGAUAUGGCGGCAGCGGCUGUACGGCUGCUGCUCCUCAGGCCCGGGGCGUCCAGAACCGCGGCCACUUGCUCCGCUCUUCUCCACCGCCCUCUCGAUUCCUUCUCCAGAUGCUCCCGAAGCCUCGAGCCGCCCCGUCUACACCUGCGGCCGCCGUCCACCGUCUUCCGGCGGCACCUCUCCGACGCUGCCUUCGACGUGCAGGCUCUCGACACCCGCGUUCCCGCUACCGUCAUCACCGGAUUCCUCGGCUCCGGCAAGACAACCCUUCUGAAUCACAUUUUAACUUCACAGCACGGGAAGAGGAUUGCUGUCAUUGAGAAUGAGUUUGGUGAGGUGGACAUCGAUAGCUCACUUGUCGCUAACCAUUCAUCUGUUGCUGAGGACAUUGUGAUGGUGAAUAAUGGUUGCCUGUGCUGCACUGUCCGAGGGGACCUUGUAAAGAUGCUUCUGAAGUUGGUGAAACAGAAGGGAGACAAGUUUGAUCAUAUUGUUAUUGAAACAACUGGUCUUGCAAAGCCAGGUCCUGUUAUUGAGACAUUCUGUUCUGAUGAAUUGGUUUCUAAAUAUGUGAAACUUGAUGGUGUGGUUACUUUGGUUGAUUGUAAGCAUGCCAUGAAACAUUUGAAUGAAGUGAAACCAAGGUGGGUUGUAAAUGAGGCAGUAGAACAAGUUGCUUAUGCAGAUCGGAUUAUAUUAAACAAGAUUGAUUUGGUCGAUGACGCAGAACAGGAGGUUUUAGCCAAUAAGAUCAAGCUCAUAAAUGGGAUGGCACAAAUGAAAAAGGCAAAGUUUGGAGAUGUUGACAUGGAUUUUGUGCUAGGAAUUGGGGGCUAUGACCUUGAUAGGAUUGAGUCUGAAGUCCAAUCGAAUGAAAGCAAAGAGACAGGUCAUUGCCACUCGGGUGAUGCACAUGGACACCAUCAUGAUCAUGUCCAUGAUUCAGCUGUUACUAGUGUGAGUAUUGUUUCAGAGGGAGUACUUGACCUUGAUGAGGUUAAUGAUUGGCUAGAGAGGCUGGUGGAUGAGAAAGGUGAAGAUCUGUACAGAUUGAAGGGCGUUAUAUCUGUGAACGAAUCAACUGGACGCUUCGUAUUUCAGGGUGUGCACUCUAUGUUGGAAGGCUGCCCAGCAAAACCAUGGGAGCCUGAUGAGAAGAGAAUCAAUAAGCUUGUGUUUAUUGGCAGAAAUUUGGACGAAGCUGCACUACGGAAAGCCUUCAAAGGUUGCUUACUAUGAACACUCUGGUCAUGUAAUGCUCCAUAGGAGGUUGAGGAUGCCCAUAACUACACACAAAUAGAUGAAGCGCAAGAGCAAGUACAAGGCCCUUUGUUUUUGGUGCUGAUGUUUGCUUCGUGUUCAUCGAGAAAUUGAUUACUGUUGCCAACAUCCUAGACAACACAAUGGUCCAUGUUUUGUGAAUUCUGAUAGAUACUGCCCAAGCUCCAAGGUCUAUGCUUGUACGGCAUCGGAUCAUAGUUGUAUGCCGUCUUAUGAUGUGAAACUUACAUGCUUUUGUCAUGUCCCUGGUGUCAUUUGAUCGAACCUGACCGUAAAAUCAGCUCUGUAGCUCCCGAAAUAUGGUGUCGGUAUUCUGACAGGACGACUUACAAAUCACAUUGGGCUUGUUCA